ACACUCAACAUGGCGGCCACCCAGUUCCUCCUCCGGGACUCGCACGUAAACCGAUGCGUCAGUCGCGCGUCAAGUUGUGUUGACAGCGAGCAGCAGGAGUUGUCAGCGCAGCGGCAGAGGCAGCGGUUAGCAUCGCCGGAGCCGAAUGGAGUAACCGCCGACGCAGUAUUCCACCCAGCGUCUCAGUUCGGAAGCUUUGUUGACGGCUUUACAAACAAACAGCGACGCCAUGGCAGACGACCAGUCCUCCCAGCCCUGGUCCAUCGACAGGGACGACUACGAGCUCAACGAAGUUAUCGGCAGCGGAGCCACUGCGGUCGUCCAGGCGGCUUACUGCAAGCCCAGGAAGGAGAAGGUGGCCAUCAAACGCAUCAACCUGGAAAAGUGUCAGACUAGCAUGGAUGAGCUCCUGAAAGAGAUCCAGGCUAUGAGCCAGUGCCACCAUCCCAACAUUGUGUCUUACUAUACCUCCUUCGUGGUGAAGGACGAACUGUGGCUGGUGAUGAAGCUCCUCAGCGGUGGCUCCGUGUUGGACAUCAUCAAACACGUCAUCUCUUGUGGCGAGCACAAGAACGGGGUGUUGGAUGAGGCCAGUAUUGCCAGCAUCCUGAAAGAAGUGUUGGAGGGGCUGGAGUACCUCCACAAAAACGGGCAGAUUCAUCGAGAUGUUAAGGCAGGAAAUAUUCUUCUUGGGGACGAUGGCUCAGUGCAAAUUGCUGACUUUGGCGUGAGUGCCUUUCUAGCAACAGGAGGAGACAUGACUAGGAACAAGGUUCGGAAGACAUUUGUGGGGACACCGUGCUGGAUGGCCCCAGAGGUCAUGGAGCAGGCCCAAGGCUACGACUUCAAAGCCGACAUCUGGAGUUUUGGCAUAACAGCCAUUGAACUAGCCACGGGGGCAGCACCGUAUCACAAAUACCCACCAAUGAAGGUGUUGAUGUUGACCCUGCAGAAUGACCCUCCCUGUCUGGAGACCGGCAUCACAGAUAAGGAGAUGGUGAAGAAGUACGGCAAGUCUUUUAGGAAGAUGAUCUCCCUGUGCUUACAUAGAGAUCCGGAAAAGAGGCCAACUGCUGCCGAGUUGCUGAAGCACAAAUUCUUCACGAAAGCCAAGAACAACGAGUACUUGCAGGACAGGCUUCUACAUAAAGGGCCGACAAUAACAGAGCGAUCAAAAAAGGUGCGUCGUGUGCCCGGCUCAAGUGGCCGCCUUCACAAGACGGAGGACGGGGGCUGGGAGUGGAGUGACGACGAGCUGGACGAGGAGAGCGAGGAGGGCAAAGCUGCUGUGGCGGCUCUGCGGUCGCCCAGAGUGAAGGAUGGCUCCCAGAAUAUGGAGCUCUUCCCGCCAGUAGAGGGCUCCACAGGACAUCUGCAGCCACCCGGUGUGGCACACGAGAGCCCCGCGAUCUUGGGCCAGACGGGACAGGACCUCCCACCACAGGCCCCCACGCAAAUGGCCAGCCCUUCUCAUGCACCCGCCGCUCAGGACCCAGCUGCAGCCAACACCACGGUUCCCAUCAGCCUCGUCCUGAGACUGAGGAAUCCCAAGAAGGAACUCAAUGACAUCCGCUUUGAGUUCAUGACCGGCAGAGACUCUGCCGACGGGGUUUCUCAGGAGUUGGUUUCAGCCGGGCUGGUGGAUGGGAGGGACUUGGUCAUCGUUGCUGCCAACUUGCAAAAGGUUGUUGACGAUCCUCAAAGCAACAAAAAUUUGACCUUUAAGCUGGCAUCUGGUGUGGAGGAGUCUGAAAUUCCAGAUGACGUAAAACUCAUUGGAUUCGCUCAACUCAGCAUCAGUUAAGACAAGCAGAGCCAGCAGCAAGGGACAGAAACAAAUGGUAUUGCUCAGCUGCAUUGUAGUCAAUUCCAAGAAACCACUACUGCCAAAGACGACGAGGAGGAGGAGGAGGAGAAGGAGGAAGAAGAAGAAGAUGAGACAUGAAGCUGGCAGGAGUGUGACACUACUGCAGGAUGCAUGAGGACCACGUUGAGAAGAGGCUCAGUUCAUCACAGGAAUCACACCUAAAACGUUUACAGUGCGCUUAUACAGUAAAUGGGAGAACGGAUGCAAUCAACUAUAUGAACUCCUUUCUUUUUUCUUUGUUUUCUUCCUCUUCAUACAUAAGCACAAUCCAAGUACUGGAAGUGAUUGCCUUUUUUUUUGUUUUUGUUUUUUGUUUUCCUUAAAUCAACUGUGCCACAAAUUUUUUCGAGAAGAGUGUUCCGUCACCUUUACAUGGCACUUUAUGCUACACUGAAAUUGAAAAGAGUAAAGUCAGCCUUAGUUUGUCAAACUAUGGGUUUUACCAGUGUGAUUGGUGGAAAUUUAAGUCUGUGUGUGAUUAUGUGGUGUAUUCUGUACAUCUAUCCAGUAAAUCAAAAAAAAAAACAAUUAUACGAAUCCCAUAUAUUAUUUGAAAAUUACCAGAUUACUGUAUAAGACCAAGGACUCGACAGUAUCAGUGUGCGGUGGUUUAGUUAAAAACGUCAAGGUGCAUUGACUGCACUGCUGAAGUCGAUAACAUAGACACAGAUCGGCUGUAACUGCUCUCAUGUCCGUAGUUACCUGACGUAUUAAUGGCAUAAUGAUUUUCACAGUGAGACCUUCCUCAUAUUCUUGUUCUAUGCAAUUGUUAUUUUCACCGUAUGUGACCACAAGUUGCUAAUAAUAUUUCUCUUGGGAUGAAUAAAACCACUUAUUGUGCUUGUACCUCA
Molecule: messenger RNA, 2718 nt
Organism: Scophthalmus maximus (turbot)
Lineage: Eukaryota; Metazoa; Chordata; Actinopteri; Pleuronectiformes; Scophthalmidae
Product: serine/threonine-protein kinase OSR1
Exons: 17
Coding region: 230-1804 (524 amino acids)
Biological process (GO): protein phosphorylation
Molecular function (GO): ATP binding; protein serine/threonine kinase activity
Source: RefSeq, a predicted model, not a curated record